Auxenochlorella protothecoides is the source of this 987-nucleotide messenger RNA. Its product is annotated as Protein SDS23. Lineage: Eukaryota; Viridiplantae; Chlorophyta; Trebouxiophyceae; Chlorellales; Chlorellaceae. The record is from RefSeq and is a predicted model, not a curated record. Bases 1 to 987 code for a protein of 328 amino acids. The transcript has 3 exons.
AUGUCGGAGUCGUCGCUCACUGCCCCCUUGCAUGAACUCCUGCGCACGACUCGGCUCUCCAGUCUCUUGAAAGAUCGGGAGGUGGUGUCACUGGAUGCCGAUUGCACCGUGGACGAGGCGCUGCGCACGCUGUCGGAGCACCGCCUGCUCGCGGCCCCCCUCAGGCUGGAUGAGGCGACCGCCAAGUCUGAGAGCCUGACGGGCUCCCCGACCCCCACCGUCUUCCUGGACAUCCGCGACAUCCUUUCCAGUUUCAUGCAUGAUCUGGGCGACGAGCUGCUGCGGGAGACUCCGGCCAUGCUGACGCGCAUGCGCCGGCUGGAGGAGCGGGGGCUGGCCUUCGCCGAGCAGCCCGUGCGGCGCCUGCACACCAUCGGCGGCGACGGCCUGCUCCUGGACGCGGCCGCCGCCCCGGAUCUGACCCUGGACGCCGCCCUGCGCGAGGGGUUCCUCAAGGGCGAGGUCUCCGGUGCGCGCGCGCCGGACGCCGGCGCGGCGCCCCCGCCCGGCGCCGCGCAGCCCCCGGCGCGCUCCGUCACGCAUCGCCUAGGACUGGCGGACUCGCGGGGUCGGGUGGUGGGCAUUCUGAGCCAGACGGACGUGGUGCGGUGGCUGGCGGGCGCGCUGCGCGACUUCCCCGCGCUGGCCGGCGCCAGCGUUGCCUCGCUGGGCCUGGGGGCGCGGCGCGUGGAGGGCGUGGGCGCCGAGACCCCGGCACUGGAUGCGCUGGCCGCCAUGCGCGCCGCGCGCGUCUCGGCGCUGGCGGUGCUGGGCGAGGACGGCGCGCUCAUCGGCAACUUCUCCGUCUCCGACCUGCGCUCCAUCCUGGCAGAGCACUUUGGCGCCUCGUCCACGCUGGAGUCUGUUGUGGCCAAGCUGGUCAAGAACGGGCUGCACCGGCUGUACGUGUGCGACAACGACCUGAGGCCGGUGGGGGUCAUCACGCUGACCGACAUCCUGCGCAGGGUGUGCCUGUCGCGGGCGUGA